Polyodon spathula (Mississippi paddlefish) is the source of this 3906-nucleotide messenger RNA. Its product is annotated as ephrin type-B receptor 3. Lineage: Eukaryota; Metazoa; Chordata; Actinopteri; Acipenseriformes; Polyodontidae. The transcript has 15 exons. Gene Ontology annotation, biological process: cell surface receptor protein tyrosine kinase signaling pathway; protein phosphorylation; axon guidance. Gene Ontology annotation, cellular component: neuron projection; plasma membrane. Gene Ontology annotation, molecular function: protein binding; transmembrane-ephrin receptor activity; ATP binding. The coding region runs from base 19 to 2928 and encodes 969 amino acids. The record is from RefSeq and is a predicted model, not a curated record.
UCUUUUUCAGAAACUUUAAUGGACACAAAAUGGGCCAUAUCAGAGCUAGCCUGGACAUCCCAUCCAGAGUCUGGGUGGGAGGAGGUGAGUGGCUACGACGAGGCCAUGAACCCCAUCCGCACCUAUCAGGUGUGCAAUGUGCGUGAGAUGAACCAGAACAACUGGCUACGGACUGGCUUCAUCCACCGCAAGGAUGUGCAGAGAGUGUACGUGGAGAUGAAGUUUACUGUGCGAGACUGCAACAGCAUACCCAAUAUCCCAGGCUCCUGCAAAGAGACCUUCAACCUCUUUUACUACGAGUCUGACUUGGACUCAGCCACAGCUAACAGCCCCUUCUGGAUGGAGAACCCUUACAUCAAGGUGGACACCAUCGCCCCGGACGAGAGCUUCUCCAAGCUGGAGUCAGGCCGGGUCAACACCAAAGUGCGCAGCUUCGGACCUCUGUCCAAGAGUGGCUUCUACCUGGCUUUCCAGGACUUGGGGGCCUGCAUGUCUCUCAUCUCCGUGAGAGUUUUCUACAAGAAAUGCUCCACCAGCAUUGCCAGCUUCGCCCAGUUCCCCGAGACAGUGACAGGCGCGGAGGCCACUUCUCUCGUCAUCGCCCCGGGGACCUGUAUCCCUAAUGCCCUGGAGGUGUCCGUCCCUCUCAAGCUGUACUGCAAUGGAGAUGGGGAGUGGAUGGUUCCCGUGGGAGCCUGUACCUGCGCUGCCGGAUUUGAACCUGCGAUGAAGGACACCGAGUGCCUAGCCUGCAGCCCUGGCACCUUCAAGUCUCGCCAGGGAGAUGGUCUCUGCUCGCCCUGCCCCCCGAACAGCCGUACUAGUUCGGGCGCUGCCACUGUCUGCUCCUGCCGAAACGGCUUCUUCCGCGCCGACAGUGACUUGCCUGAGAUGGCUUGCAGCACUGUGCCCUCCUCCCCUCGCAGUGUCAUCUCCAAUGUGAACGAGACCUCCCUGGUUCUGGAGUGGAGCGAGCCACGGGACUCUGGUGGCCGUGACGACCUCCUGUACAAUGUGAUCUGUAAGAAGUGCAGCGUGGAGCGGGGCCUGUGCACGCGGUGUGACGACAACGUGGUGAUCUCGCCACGGCACCUUGGCCUCAUGGAGAAGCGGGUCUACGUCACCAAUCUCCAGGCACACACGCAGUACAGCUUCGAGAUCCAGGCCGUUAACGGAGUGUCCAGCAAGAGUCCCUACGCACCGCAAUUCUCAGCCGUCAACAUUACCACCAACCAGGCCGCUCCCUCUGCGAUUCCCACUGUUCACCUCAUGGGGGCCACAGCGAGCACCAUGAGCCUAUCGUGGCUGCCCCCAGACAGACCCAACGGGAUCAUCUUGGACUACGAGAUCAAGUACCACGAGAAGGGUCACGGUGAAGUGAUUGCCCACACAGUGACCAGCCAGCACAGUGCAAUCCGGAUCGAGGGGCUCAAGCCUGGCACUCCCUAUGUGGUCCAGGUCCGAGCCCGUACGGUAGCUGGAUACGGACAAUACAGCAGCUCCUCCUACUUCAGCACCAACCUGCAGAGCGUCCCGGAGAAGAAUAUUCAAGAGCAGCUGCCCCUGAUCGUGGGCUCAGUGACGGCCGGGCUGGUCUUCAUCAUAGCUGUGGUGGUCAUCAUCAUUGUCUGCCUCAGGAAACAGAGAAAUGGUUCAGAGUCUGAAUACACAGAGAAACUACAGCAGUAUAUCACUCCUGGAAUGAAGGUCUAUAUCGAUCCCUUUACCUACGAGGACCCCAACGAAGCGAUCCGAGAAUUCGCCAAAGAAAUCGACAUUUCUUGCGUGAAAAUCGAGGAAGUUAUUGGAGCAGUGUUCUCCUGUGUGUCUCACGCUGCUGCCUCCCGCUCUGCAGGUGAGUUCGGGGAGGUAUGCCGCGGGCGUCUCAAGCUGCCAGGCCGCCGGGAGAUCAUCGUGGCCAUCAAGACUCUGAAGGUGGGCUACACAGAGCGGCAGAGGAGGGACUUCCUGAGCGAGGCGAGCAUCAUGGGCCAGUUCGACCACCCCAACAUCAUCCACCUGGAGGGAGUGGUCACCAAGAGCCGGCCAGUCAUGAUCGUCACAGAGUUCAUGGAGAACGGGGCGCUUGACUCUUUCCUUAGGUUGAAUGACGGUCAGUUCACGGUAAUACAGCUGGUAGGCAUGCUGCGCGGCAUCGCGGCCGGGAUGAAGUACCUCUCGGAAGCGAACUAUGUGCACCGGGACCUGGCGGCCCGUAACAUUCUGGUCAACAGCAAUCUAGUGUGCAAGGUGUCUGACUUUGGGCUGUCCCGUUUCCUCGAGGACGAUCCCACAGACCCGACCUACACUAGCUCGCUGGGAGGUAAAAUCCCGAUCCGGUGGACGGCGCCCGAAGCAAUUGCGUACCGGAAGUUCACCUCGGCCAGCGAUGUGUGGAGCUACGGGAUUGUCAUGUGGGAAGUGAUGUCAUACGGAGAGAGGCCCUAUUGGGACAUGUCCAACCAGGACGUGAUCAAUGCAGUGGAGCAGGAUUACCGGCUCCCCCCGCCAAUGGACUGUCCCACUGCUCUGCAUCAACUCAUGCUGGACUGCUGGGUGAAGGACCGGAACUUGCGGCCCAAAUUUGCCCAGAUCGUCAACACGCUGGACAAGCUGAUCCGCAACGCUGCCAGCCUCAAGGUCAUCUCCAGCGUCCACUCAGGGGUGUCCCAGCCCCUGCUUGACCGCUGUGUACCCGACUACACCACUUUCACCACUGUGGGCGACUGGUUGGAUGCAAUCAAGAUGAGUCGCUACAAAGAGAACUUCCUGAACGCUGGUUUCGCCUCCUUUGACCUGGUCGCUCAGAUGACAGCAGAAGAUUUGUUGAGGAUAGGGGUAACGCUAGCAGGGCAUCAGAAGAAAAUCCUCAGCAGCAUUCAAGACAUGCGCCUGCAGAUGAACCAAACAUUGCCUGUCCAGGUUUGAGAGAAGAGCACCCCCAACACCGAAUUUUCUUGGAGAACCCCAGGUGCCCAGCAUACUCUAUCAAUCGAACCCUGGCUUGCAGUGCCUCAGACACUUUUCCUCUGUUACUAUGUCACUGUAUUUUCAAUUCAUGUGUCUGCCAUGGGACAAGCUUUUGCGUGUGUUUAUGUGUUUGGAGGACAGCGAAUGCUGAAAAAAAAAAACUCCCAGAGAAAGAAAGAGAGACUUGGUAAAAGAAGAAACUUUGGACUUUUAAAAGCUAGCAAGGGUUUAUUGAUCCUACAUCUUUAAUGUUUUUGUUGCGUUUUGGUUUUAAAGUCUUCAUAUUGAAGAUGAUCUAUGGAAACACCACAAUCCUAAGACAGUUGUUGCAUUUUGUGUUUGAACUUCCAUGAGUGGAUGGACAGAAUCUCUUAUACAACUUUUAUGGAAUUCUUAUAAAUGGCGGAACGACUCCAGAUAGAAAUAUUAUGGAAAGAAGAAGAAGAAGAAGAAGAAGAAGAAGAAGAAGAAGAAGAAGAAGAAGAAGAAGAAGAAGAAGAAGAAGAAGAAGAAGAAGGUCAAGUUUGGAUUCAGUGUUUUUGAAACAGGAUUGGUGUGACUCUCUUGGGGUGUAUGUAUGAGUUUGGGUUAGGGUUAGAGUUUGGGAGUGUUUUGAUUCUUUCACGUGCACACCCCCUCUCCAGCCAUCAGCAGAGAGUAAAAAAAGGAAAUGACAAAUCUUUGUGCAUGUUGAAAAGUGCUUCAAAUUGUCUCCUUAACCCAAGUGGAAAUACAAAAAUAUUUAGGUAUAAAAAAUUGACAUAACUGUCAUUUUGUAUAAGCAGAGGACUUCAUUUUUAACGGAUGUCCAUGGAUUUCCUUUUUUUUCCCACUGAAGGACAAAUGACCAUUUGAGCUGUGGAUUUAAAAUAUAAUAAACAAACAAAAAAAGAACAACUUAAAUAAAUAAUAUAAACUGAUUUUUUUUUGUAUUAA